CGUUUUGUAAACAAUAUUCCAAAUUAAAAAGUUUUGGAGGAAUCGCCGGCAACAGCUUGGUAAACCGCUAAAAGCAGCAGCAACCGAAGAAAUGAGCAGCGCCGAUCAAGUCGAGGAACUGGAAAGCUCCGAGCUGGGCACAAAAGAGUACUGGGAAGCGAGCUACGACACGGAAAUCCAGAACUACAAGGACCACGGCGAUGUCGGUGAGGUUUGGUUCGACGAGGACAGUCAGCUGCGCAUAAUUCGGUGGAUCGAAAAGCAGGAGGACCGGAUAAAGCAGGACGAUGCUAUCAUUGAUUUGGGAAGUGGCAACGGCAUGAUGCUGGUGGAGUUGGCCCGCGAAGGUUACUCGAACCUUACCGGGGUGGACUACUCGCCAAAGGCAAUCGAGCUGGCGAAAGCAAUCUGCGCUGAUCAGGAGCUCUCAAUUACUUACAAAGUGGCCGAUUUACUUGACGACGCGGCCGUGCGGAGUUUGGGCAAGUUCAGUGUGGUCCACGAUAAGGGCACGUAUGAUGCGAUUAGUUUGAACCCGGACGAUUCCAAGACCAUGCGGGAGCUGUACAUUGGUGCGGUGCGGCAGUUGCUGCGAGAUGACGGAAUGUUCAUUCUGACGUCGUGCAACUGGACGCAGGCGGAACUGGUGAAGAGCUUCGCGGAGCAUUUCGUGCUGCACGUCGUUAUUCCGACGCCGACGUUCAAGUUUGGUGGCAGUGUGGGCAACGUUGUCACUUCGGUUGUUUUUGUUAAAAAGUAAAGCGCUAAAGAAAAGAAACGGUUCCGU
This is a messenger RNA of Culex quinquefasciatus (southern house mosquito), 787 nucleotides long. Its product is annotated as EEF1A lysine methyltransferase 2. NCBI's taxonomy places the organism in Eukaryota, Metazoa, Arthropoda, Insecta, Diptera, Culicidae. The coding region runs from base 92 to 760 and encodes 222 amino acids. Gene Ontology annotation, molecular function: protein-lysine N-methyltransferase activity. The record is from RefSeq and is a predicted model, not a curated record. The transcript has 2 exons. Gene Ontology annotation, biological process: peptidyl-lysine dimethylation; peptidyl-lysine monomethylation. Gene Ontology annotation, cellular component: cytoplasm.